This is a messenger RNA of Dothidotthia symphoricarpi CBS 119687, 1015 nucleotides long. Its product is annotated as phosphoglycerate mutase-like protein. Bases 41 to 1015 code for a protein of 324 amino acids. Gene Ontology annotation, cellular component: cytoplasm. The transcript is spliced from 3 exons. The record is from RefSeq and is a predicted model, not a curated record. Gene Ontology annotation, molecular function: phosphatase activity. NCBI's taxonomy places the organism in Eukaryota, Fungi, Ascomycota, Dothideomycetes, Pleosporales, Dothidotthiaceae.
CUCCACGCUCUUAGUCCUAUUCUUCUACCUCAGCACGAACAUGAGCACCCCAGAUGAACCCCGCGUCCCGGCCGAGGCCCCCGCGUUUCACUUCGAGUACAGCGUGCUGAAGGGCUUUUUCAUGCAAUCUGAGGACUCGACGGAUGAUAGCGGGUUUGACUUUAAAACACAAAACUUCGGCCUCAUAAACCGCAGUUACGACACAGACAGCAAAGCAGAAAACGAACAAGAAAACCCAUGGCCGCGCUUCGAGCGCUACACACGCCACAUCAACGCCGCGGCACAAGACGGCGAAAGCAUAAAAGUGCUCUUCCUCGGCCGCCACGGACAAGGCUGGCAUAACGUCGCGGAGGCAAAAUACGGGACGAAGGCGUGGGAUUGCUACUACUCCACGCUCCCCGGCCUCUCCAACCUCGUCUGGGCCGACGCACACCUCACCCCCCUCGGCGCCCAACAAGCCCUCGCCGCGCACACACUCUGGAAAACCCAGCUCCCCCUCGGCCUCCCACCCCCAGAAACGCACUACGUCAGCCCCCUAACCCGGACGCUGCAAACCGCUGACCUGACAUUUACUAACCUGCCCCUCUCCAUCCCUUACACACCAGUGGUGAAAGAACUCCUCCGCGAAGCCCUAGGAAUACACACCUGCGACCAGCGCAGCACGCGGUCGCAGAUCGCGGGCGCGUUCCCACACGCCGUGUUCGAGCCCGGGUUCGCGGAGGAGGAUAUGUUGUGGCGGGCUGAUUACAGGGAGCCGGUGAGUGCGCGGCGGUACCGGGUUGCGCGGUUGCUGGACGAUGUGUUUGCGAGUGAUGGGGGUGUGUUUUUGAGUCUGACUGCGCAUUCGGGCGCGAUUGCGAGUCUGCUUGAGGUCUUGGGGCAUCGGGGGUUUGCGCUCGAGACGGGGGGUGUGAUUCCGGUGUUGGUUAGGGGGAGGAGGGUGGAGGGGGAGAGGGGGGUGCCGCCGUGGGAACCGAGUGAUUCGGGGCCUUUGUGUGAUGGGCCGCCUGAGUGA